Molecule: messenger RNA, 6145 nt
Organism: Phascolarctos cinereus (koala)
Lineage: Eukaryota; Metazoa; Chordata; Mammalia; Diprotodontia; Phascolarctidae
Gene: DYRK2
Product: dual specificity tyrosine phosphorylation regulated kinase 2
Biological process (GO): peptidyl-threonine phosphorylation; peptidyl-serine phosphorylation
Cellular component (GO): cytoplasm; cytoskeleton; nucleus
Molecular function (GO): protein serine/threonine kinase activity; ATP binding; protein serine/threonine/tyrosine kinase activity
Source: RefSeq, a predicted model, not a curated record
CGGAGGAAGAGGAGGAGGACGACGGCGGCGAGGAAGAGAGUAGGGGGCUCGCGGCGGCGGGCCCGGGCCCUGGGGAUGCAGCGGAGUGUGUGUGUGUGGGUAUAGCUCUUUGGAGAACGCGACCAGGCGCCGGGGAUCGGCUACGGGAGAGCAGACUAGGAGGAGGCGGCGGCGGCGGCGGCGGCGGCGGCUGCAGCGAGAAGUAGCAACAGCAGCAGCAGCAGCAGCAGCAUUGGCAGCAGCAGCAGCGGCCGCCCUGAAAUGCAUUUUCCUCUCCAGCGGCCAUGUUAACCAGGAAACCUGCUGCCGCUUCUGCCGCCUACCCAGCUGGCAGAGGAGGGGAAAGCACCGUCCGUCAGCUGCAGGCUUCGCCGGGACUCGGAGCUGGGGCUCCCCGGAGCGGAGUGGGGACUGGCCCGCCGUCCCCCCUCACCCUGCCGCCUCUCAGGUCCAGCAACACUGCGGCCGCUGCCGCGGCCCACACGAUUACUGGUGGCAAGCACGUUGUGAAUGAUCACCUGGUCAUUGGCAGCCACACACAACUCCAGGUACAGCAGCUUUUCGAAGAUAAUAGUAAUAAGAGGACAGUUCUUACUACACAACCAAACGGGCUUACAACAGUUGGUAAAACUGGAUUGCCACUAGUACAAGACAGACAAUUGGACAGCAUUCAUAGACGUCAAGGGAGCUCCAGCUCUUUGAAGUCUGUAGAAGGGACUGGGAAAGUGAAAGCCGCCUCUAUGACACCGGAACAGGCAAUGAAGCAAUAUGUGCUAAAGCUAACGGCCUUUGAACACCAUGAGAUUUUCAGUUACCCUGAAAUAUACUUUUUGGGUCCAAAUGCGAAGAAACGCCAGGGCACGACCGGUGGCCCAAACAAUGGUGGCUAUGAUGAUGAUCAGGGCUCUUAUGUCCAAGUGCCCCAUGAUCACAUUGCUUAUAGGUACGAAGUCCUAAAGGUCAUAGGGAAAGGGAGCUUUGGACAGGUGGUGAAGGCCUAUGACCACAAAGUGCAUCAACACGUUGCCCUCAAGAUGGUGAGGAAUGAAAAGCGUUUCCACCGGCAGGCCGCAGAGGAAAUCCGGAUCCUGGAGCACCUGCGGAAGCAGGAUAAGGACAACAACAUGAACGUCAUCCACAUGCUGGAGAACUUCACUUUCCGCAACCACAUAUGCAUGACCUUUGAGUUGCUGAGUAUGAACCUCUAUGAGCUGAUCAAGAAGAACAAAUUUCAGGGCUUCAGCUUACCCUUGGUUCGAAAAUUCGCCCAUUCGAUUUUGCAGUGCUUGGAUGCUUUGCACAAAAAUAGAAUCAUUCACUGUGACCUUAAACCCGAGAACAUCUUAUUAAAGCAACAGGGUAGGAGUGGUAUUAAGGUGAUUGAUUUCGGCUCCAGUUGUUAUGAACAUCAGCGUGUCUACACGUACAUUCAGUCGCGUUUUUAUCGGGCACCGGAAGUGAUCCUUGGUGCUCGGUAUGGAAUGCCCAUCGAUAUGUGGAGCUUGGGCUGUAUUCUAGCAGAGCUCCUGACAGGUUACCCUCUCUUGCCUGGGGAAGACGAAGGGGACCAGCUGGCCUGUAUGAUUGAACUCUUGGGCAUGCCUGCCCCCAAAUUGCUAGAUGCAUCCAAACGAGCCAAAAAUUUUGUGAGCUCUAAGGGUUAUCCCCGGUACUGCACUGUUACAACUUUGUCUGAUGGUUCCAUCAUUCUAAAUGGCGGCCGCUCCCGAAGGGGGAAACUGAGGGGCCCACCAGAGAGUAGAGAGUGGGGGACUGCACUUAAGGGGUGUGACGAUCCUCUUUUCCUUGAUUUCUUGAAACAGUGUUUAGAAUGGGAUCCUGCCAUACGCAUGACCCCCGGCCAGGCAUUGAGACAUCCCUGGCUUCGGAGGCGCUUGCCAAAGCCUCCAACUGGGGAGAAAACAACAGCAAAACGGAUAACAGAGAGCACUGGUGCUAUAACGUCUAUUUCCAAGUUACCUCCACCUUCAAGCUCAGCAUCCAAACUAAGGACUAAUUUGGCACAAAUGACAGAUGCCAAUGGGAAUAUUCAGCAGAGGACAGUGUUGCCAAAACUUGUUAGCUGAGCUUGAGUGCCCUAAUGCUGGUAAUCCGAGAGAUACUAUAUUGCUGGGCCUUAUUCAUUUGAAACAAGUAGCUCAGAUAUGUUUUCAUUUGCUCAAUAAUUUUACUUAUUUGUAUCUUUUUAGCACUUAUUUUAAUGUAAGAGUUGUUCAUUUUGUUUUUAUAAAGUAUAUGGGGACAAUGCUUUAAGUUUUUAUAGUUUUAAAGAAUGUUUCGUCUUCUAAAGUAUGAUGAGCCUUACUGUAUUUCGUGUGGCAGAGUAAUAAAUAUCAGUGGCAGGCCAUUGAUUACAACAUGACUGUCAUGCAUUACAGCUUGGUGUCAAAGAUAAUUCACUAUGUUUUUAUGGGUUCACAUUAUUAUAUUUUCCUCAGAGUGGUUGCCCCGUAGGGCUCUCCCCAUCUUCAACAUUUGCCCACAAAUGGAGUGUGUACUGUUGUUUUCCAUAACAUUACCUGGGAUGUAGGGGUAGGAGUGGUUAGGGUGGAAGUGAUCUGUCCUCUGAAGGUACAGCUGUGUCCUAUAAUAUUUUGAAAGGUCACUCUUAAGAUCAGUGUCCAAACAAAAGCAAAAAUAAAAUCCGUAAGAUAAAUUUUUGCCCUGUUAGCAUUCAGAUAGUGUGUAAAAAGCUAGAGAAGCAGACUGUGGGUGGAUGAAUGAAGAUGGGAAUCUGUGCACUCUUCUACAUCUUACAAUAUGACAGAUGAGCAGCUUUGUAAAGAGAAAGUCAUGUAUUGCAAAAUGUUUUAAACCUAAUUUUAGAUGCGUAGCCCAUGGAGUAUUUCUCUUUCUCUCUGUCCCUUCAUUCACUCCUUACCUAAACGCCCCCCUGCCCUCCUCCUUGUCCCACUCUGAUAUCUCUUGCUUGCAGCCACAGUUUGCUUAUUUUUCUUUCAAGUAGACCCCUGGAUUGUUAACAUAGAGAAGACUUUUCAUUUCUGAUGGAUUAUGACUUCAGUUGAAAACUCUAGGAGAAAAACUAGAUUGACUAGCUACGUGUUGAACCAAGAUGCUACCAAAAGUUUCUUUUAGCCCAAGAACUUAUUCUUCACUAAGAAAAAGUUAAAUCUCCUCUAUUAACGGAAAUACCUGUAGCUGCCCCGGUUAGGAUUGAUUCACACCAGCACAAAAAAAAAAAGGAAUAAUUUAAGGACACAUUCGGUUUUUUUACUUAUUCUCCAGGAAUGAUAAUUGAAAGAAGAGUAGAAAUUACAUUCCUAUUAUUUUAUUUUAUAUUUUAUUUGGAGAGCAUUUCUCAUUUUUAUAGGGAAGACACUUCAUCUAGAAGAAUAAUUACCCAGCAUUAGGAAAGGGAAUACUUCUUCUCUGAAUAGUAAUGAUUCCUAUGACUACAAAGUCAGUAUUUCAUCACAAAUUGAUCAACAGUGAGAUGCACCAGAUAAGUGAGGGCAAAAGAACAAUGUUACAGAAUGUGUAAUUUAAUAUAGAAAGAUUUCUGGCUAUUUGGACAAGAGGCUUUAGUUAGGGUAAUAAAUUAGCAUAAAUGAUUUUUAUAUGAACAGAGAAUCUUAAAUUGCCUGUAAAUUGUUUUACAAGUACUUAAAGCAUGGUCCCCAGUGAGGCCAAGAAAGUUUCCGGUUAAUUUCUUCUCCUAUUUAUCUCACAACUUCAUUUCUUUUUUUCAAAAUAACAAAACAGUUUUGAACAAAACCUUUUAUUUAGCCUCUUGGGUUGGUUAAUAGUGGAGAAAAAUGCUCAGGAAAUACACAAAUAUUUGCCAAAAAAUCAAUACUUUAAAAUUAAAAUUCAUUUUUGUUAAGGUAUUGGUGUUGAUAUUUACUUUAAUAUUUAAAGUUGUCACCAAUAAAUUAAUCUGUACUUUUUCUUUAUUUAAAAAUGAUAGCUUCUUGGCCCUAGUCCAAAUAAAAUGUUGUAGAAUACCGAAUGCAAUUAAUUCUAUGUAAUCUGUGAGAGUGCAAUAAUAGAUGAGUGUUGCAUUUUAAAUGAUACUAAUGUGAUAUACAACCUGAUCGAUGGCUUUUGAAAUUUAAAUAUCAGCUUAUUUAGUAGUAACAUUCAACCCUAGGAAAUCUGAGGUUUGGUUGCCCUGUGAACCACAAGUCUUAAUGAUGGUUAAUUUCCUUAUGAAAUCAACAAAACAAAAAUGUCAAGACUCAAUUUUUCUUUUCCUUAUUCCUUUGCUUCUCCUCUCCCCUUUUAAUUUCCAGUUUGUCAAUAUUUAGUUUUAAAUAUUGAAGCCUGAGCCUGAGCCUGCUUUUAAUAUACAUUUCAUAAUAAAACAAUUAAAAACAGUCAUUGAUGGGUUAAUGCCACUUGUCUUCUUUUCUAAAUUUUUUUUUCUCCCACCCAACUGGUUCUUAAAAUGCCAAUAAUGCAUUUGUGACUGACUAUUCAUAAAUGCAACCGGAAACUUUUAGGCCAAACUUGAGUGUGCAGAGAUAUUUUUUUAACCCCAAAUACAGUGAAAUUUCCUCUAUACUUAAAAAAAAAAUCCUGCUAUAUUAACAGCUUUCUGUGAUAUGGCUGCUUUAAAAUAUUCUAGCAUAUAUAUACAUAUAUAUAUAAUGUAAAGAAGGAAAAAUGUUGCAUCUUGCUUUGAUGUAAAUUCAAAAAUUAUUUUAUUAAGGGCUCUGAUAGGCUGCAAGGAGUUGGCUUGGAAACAGCACUUAGCCUCACAGGUGACCAUUGUCUAGGGAUGUCUGAGCUGUUUUCAGACCAAGUAAUAGCACCGUGUUGUCUUGUCUUUGCUUGCAGUCUCAUUUGGCUCAGUUUCUUGCACCACUGGAGUGUUUAUUGCCACUUAAGUGUAUUGCUAAAACAGUGGAAGGACAGAAUGAUGCAAGACUGUGUAGAUUAACAAUAGAGUAUGAAAAUCGUGCCCUUAGUGUUAACAAUGUGCCUUUUGUUCUGAAUGCCAUGUUGUAAGGCAUGCAUCUGGGCUUCUCUGACCCUUUGAACAUGAAGUAGUAAGGACCAGGAACCUAUUUUAAAAAGGUAAACCUGUCUUCAAACAUCAAGUUAACUUUCAAAGGCCUUAAUGCAAACCAUAAGGCAUGAGUCACUCGCCAUAUGGGGGUGUCUCAACACACACCACCUUGCCACACACAGGUGUUGCCUACUUUACUUAAAGGGUUGAAGACAGCAUUCCUUAGUUAUUUGUAUCUUAACAUCAGACUGAUUUUUUAAAAGCUAUUUUUUUGUUAUGUGAACACUAGACAGAAAUCAACUGUAUUUGUAAAAUUUACCUCAAACUGUUUAAUUUUAUAGUGUGAUUAAUCCCAGGGCAUUUGGUUUGAACCAAAGUGCAUUCCUUUUCUAUGAACCUGGCUCUAGUUAAGGCAAAGCCAGGAAUUUUUACAAUUUGGGUGCGAGGCACUUAAGCCACUUUUACCUGAAUGGGUGGUUUGGAGUCAUACGAAAUCACUCCAUCAGAAUGUUAGAAAACACUUUAGACAUCAGUAGCAUUGGGCCAUAUUGGAAUCUUUUAAGCCAGCAAAUGGAAGCAUGGAUUAUUUUGAAGAGAUGCCAUUUGUUUUUGUAGGUUUUUUUUCUCAUCAAAAAGAUAUUUCUGGUAAGCAGAAGAUUUUUUUUUCAAAAAAAGAUUCUGUCAGUAAAGAUUUUAAUAUUGCCCAAUUCAGUGCUACAGUAGCAUUAAGACACACACAUCGUGAACGAUUUGUUUCUAGGGGCUUGUACAUCUCUGCUAUGAAAAUAUAUCAGAAGUCAUUGUAAUUACUCGGCUCAACUGCUACAAUUAUGUCUAGGCAGUGGCUUGGGUUUUUAUCAAGCGACAACUUAGACAACGUGACUGUGAUAUGCUGCAACUGUGUGUACUGAAAAUAUGUGAAAAAAACGAUUGAAUGUGGAUUGUAUAUAUGUAUGUAAAAAAAAAUCUGUGAGAUGCUGCUGUCGCCACUGAACAUUAAAUAUGUUAUAGUGGAUUCUAAUCCUAGUGGCCAGUUCUAUGAUACUGUGUGUAUUGUACAGCUGAUGGCAGGAGAUAGACUGUUUAGUGAAUAUUUGUUGAAUUUUAUUGUUGUGGCCAGAGAUCAUUUCAGAAUAAAAUUUUAAUGUCCUA